Messenger RNA from Vitrella brassicaformis, 1215 nucleotides. The record is from the annotation of a GenBank genome assembly. Lineage: Eukaryota; Vitrellaceae.
CGAUGUUUUCCCUUGCACAGACAGCCAGGUGCGCUGCGUCAUCAUCGUUGCCCACCAUGAUGAGAGUUCGGCCAUGCGCAGUCUCCACGGCCGGACUUUCGGCCUCAAGAUGGUUUGCCACAGCUGCUGCGGUAAGCAGGGGCAAAGAUCUGCAUGCGCAUCUACCCAUUUGUAACUUGUGUGUGUCUAUACCACAUCAGAAUCCCAAGGUAUGGUUUGACAUUUCCAUCGGCGGGCGUGCCAUGGGCAGAGUCACGUUUCUUCUCUAUGCGGACGUCGUGCCCAAGACCGCAGAGAACUUCCGGGCCUUGUGCACUGGCGAAAAGGCAAGUGCACAAAAGAAAUCCAAUUUGUGUUGGGGAUGGCUCAGCGGUUGGCUGGUGUGUGCGGCGCUUACAGGGAAAGGGUCAAUCUCAGGUGCCCCUCCACUACAAGGUCAGGGCACAGAUGAUGUAUGUGUGUAUGUCUUGGCUGCCUGUGUAUCCGUCUGUCUGUCGGUCGGUCGGUCGGUCUGUUUGUCUGUGUCUGCAGGGAAGCUACUUCCACCGCAUCAUUCCCCGUAUGUCACACACAAGGCCAGCAAAGGCGACAUCUAUCGCAUUGGAUGGACUGCUUGGACAAUUGCAUGUCUUGCACGUGUCUUGCUUGCAUCGUAUGCUUACCCGUCUUGGGUAUCGUCACCAGACUUCAUGUGCCAGGGCGGGGACUUCACCGAGGGCGACGGGCGGGGCGGCGAGUCCAUCUACGGCAUGAAGUACGUACCAAUCAAUACUCUCGCACAUGCAUGUCACCCUUGCACAGCACACCGCACACAUGCACCCAUCGAUGGCUGGUUGUCUUUGUUUCUCCGCAGGUUCGCGGAUGAGAACUUCAAAAUCAAGCAUUCGAAGAAGGGCCUGCUGUCCAUGGCCAACGCCGGGCCCAACACAAACGGUGAUCAAUGCAAUGCCACAAAGCCAGGAGCGAGCACCCAUGUGUCUUGUGUGUCGUUCAUGGAUUCACCUUCUUGAUUCGUGAUUGAUGUUCAUUCAGGUAGUCAGUUCUUCAUAACGGUAGACGAGACCCCCUGGCUGGACGGCAAGCACGUGGUGUUUGGCGAGGUGACCGAGGGUUACGACGUGGUGCAGCAGAUGGAACGAGUCGGCACUCGCAGCGGCACGCCCACGCAGAAGGUCCAGAUCGCCGACUGCGGACAGCUUUGAUCCAAGAGGGAGG